This is a messenger RNA of Menidia menidia (Atlantic silverside), 1785 nucleotides long. NCBI's taxonomy places the organism in Eukaryota, Metazoa, Chordata, Actinopteri, Atheriniformes, Atherinopsidae. The record is from the annotation of a GenBank genome assembly.
AUGUACAGCCAUUCUCACAAAAACACAUAUAAAAGUGGAGACAAAACCAGCCCUAUAAGUGUGAUACUGGUUAGCUCUGGUAGCAGAGGAAACAAACUUCUUUUUCGCUAUCCCUUCCAAAAAGUCGCUGAGUGUCCGUCAUCUCUCUCAGCCAAACAGAGAAGCCCUUAUGCCCUGAACCCAACUGGAGACGUUAUUGAAGAUCAGGAUGGUGAUUCAAGGGAGCAAACUCCUCUAACUGAUGAACAGUUGGUAGCAGGGUUCUCAGACAUCAUCCUCGCCACCAUCCUGGCCACCAAGUCUGACAUGUGUGGAAAGAAGUUUGAGCUGAAGAUAGACAAUGUUCGUUUUGUGGGUCACCCCACCCUCCUCCAGCAUCCCCCCAUCAUCCAGGUCUCCAAAACAGAUCCCUCACCUAAAAGAGAAAUGCCUACAAUGAUCUUGUUUAAUGUGGUAUUUGCAUUACGGGCGAAUGCUGACCCGUCGGUCAUCAGCUGCAUGCACAACCUGUCCCGGCGCAUCGCCAUAGCCCUGCAGCACGAGGAGCGCCGCUGCCAGUACCUGACCCGAGAGGCCAAGCUGAUGCUGGCCGUCCAAGAUGAGAUCACCACCAUGACUGAGACAGAUGGAAGCCCCCAGUCUCCCUUUAGGCAAAUCCUUCCAAAAUGUAAGCUAGCACGGGACCUGAAGGAGGCUUAUGACAGACUUUGUACGACUGGUGUGGUGCGACUCCACAUUAACAACUGGCUGGAGGUCAGUUUCUGUUUGCCACACAAGAUCCACAGGAUCGGCGGCAACCACAUCCCCCCAGAGGCGUUGGAGCGUAGCCUGAAGGCUAUAAGGCCCUAUCACGCCCUGCUGCUGCUGGAAAGUGAGAAGGCUCUGCUCAGCCAGCUGCCUCUGGACUGCUCGCCCGCGAUGGUGCGGCUCAUAAAAACCUGCUCAGCGGUGAAAAACCUGCAGCAGCUCGCUCAGGACGCUGACCUGGCCUUACUUCAGAUCUUUCAAAUUGCUGCUCACUUGGUGUAUUGGGGAAAGGCAAUCAUCAUCUUCCCACUAUGUGAGAAUAAUGUGUACAUGCUGUCUCCACACGCCAACAUCUCCCUAUACUCCCCGCUGGCAGAGCAGUUUGCUCAGCAGUUCUCUGGUCGUGAUCUGCCCUCCAUGUUAGCCAAGUUCUCACUGCCCGUCUCACUGGCAGAGUUCAGGAACCCCCUGGAAGCUCCAGCACAGGAGGCCCAGCUGAUCCAGAUGGUGGUGUGGAUGCUCCAGCACCGCCUGCUCAUCCAGCUGCACACAUAUGUGUGCCUGCUGGUGCCCCCCAGCGAGGACGAACCGGGGACGAGGGAGGAAGAGCUUCCGCUGGCUGCGCGGGUGGGAGGCCGGAGUCUCAGCACGCCGAGCGCUCUCAGUUUCGGUUCGCCAACCAGCAGCGACGACAUGACCCUCACCAGCCCCAGCAUGGAGAACUCCAGCGCCGAGCUGCUGCCCGGCGGAGACUCGCCCCUCAACAAGAGGAUGACCGAAACGCUGCUGACCAGCCUGACGGAGCACGAGAGGCAGGUCAUUCUGAGCAUCCCCGCCGCGCAGAAUCCAGAGGACCUGCGGAUGUUUGCCAGACUGCUGCAUUAUUUCCGCGGACAUCACCACCUGGAAGAGAUCAUGUACAAUGAGAACAUGAGGCGCUCGCAGCUGAAGACGCUGUUCGACAAGUUCCGCAGUGUCCUUGUCGUGACCAACCAUGAGGAUCCAAUUAUUUCCAUCUUUCAGUCACCGACGGACUAG